UGAUUUGAAGUUUAUUUAUGUUUUGAUUUUGGAAAAGUUGGUUUUGUAAUUGGGAUUCAACUUCCCAGAGAUUGUUUAGAGCAACAGAAAAAGGAAAAGCUUUAAAUUAUAGCGAAAAUAUAUCUUAUGUUCGCUAUAAUUUAUAAUUAUUCUUAUUACAUAUGCGAAAUCCCAAAUUAAACAGACUUCUGAUCUGAUUGAAAACUUAAUUGAAAGAUUUAUAAACCCGUAACUAAUAUCUUAAUAACCAAAUAAAAUUAAUUUAUUAAUAUAAUCAUGGGCAAGAGAUAUUACUGCGAUUAUUGUGACAAAAGCAUGGUAGCAGCACCGACUAUUAUAAGAACUCAUAUAAAAGGAGUGGUUCAUCAAAAACUGGUCAGUGCACAUUAUCAACAAUUUAAAGACCCGGAAACAAUAUUAAAAGAAGAGGGUAGUAAAAAACCAUGUUCAAGGUUUUUCAGCGGUGAUUGUCACUUUGGAGCUAUAUGCAGAUACUCGCAUUACACUCCAGAUCAAAUAAAUGCUAUGAGAAAUUAUGUUGCUGCCAAAUACAACAGUCUAAAUCACUUGUCUCAACCAUCAUUCGAAGACCUCUAUCAAAGGCUACAGAGUGAAAAAUCAAUCAAAACUGGCUUAGAUGAGCAAGACACUGUAAUAUAUGAUGAAUGCGGUGUAACCCAUGUUCUACCUUGGACGUAUAGCCCAGUUUUCGAUAACUACAAUUGUUUACCACCAAGUAUUAGAAGAUUGAAGAGUGGCGAUUUUGUGAAUGCGUGUUUUAUGCAGUGGGGUCUGAACUAAAUAAAAAUUGCAGUUUC
Molecule: messenger RNA, 818 nt
Organism: Pararge aegeria (speckled wood butterfly)
Lineage: Eukaryota; Metazoa; Arthropoda; Insecta; Lepidoptera; Nymphalidae
Product: zinc finger matrin-type protein 5
Exons: 3
Coding region: 277-801 (174 amino acids)
Cellular component (GO): U12-type spliceosomal complex
Molecular function (GO): zinc ion binding
Source: RefSeq, a predicted model, not a curated record